Tetranychus urticae (two-spotted spider mite) is the source of this 1732-nucleotide messenger RNA. RefSeq lists its product as uncharacterized. The record is from RefSeq and is a predicted model, not a curated record. Lineage: Eukaryota; Metazoa; Arthropoda; Arachnida; Trombidiformes; Tetranychidae.
CACGUUUGGACAGUAAAAGGUAAAUUGAAAAGAAUAAAAAUGACGGAAAAAUUAAAUUAUGUUGUUACAUUAUGUAUUAACAUGAACAGUCAGUUGAUGUAUCAAAGUUCGUCAAGACAAUGAGGUCGCAAAUUUGUGAAUGAACCAGUUUCGGACAUCAUUAGUUGAUGAGUUGAAGAGCGAUGAAAAAAAGGUAAAUUAGCAAAUUAGUGUGAGAGUGAAAGUAAGAUACGAGGUCUGAGGAAAGCGCAAUUAAUUAGUGAAAUAAAACAUCUACCAUUGAGGAUGUAAGUCGCAUUGUUUCUCGAUUAAAGGUUCAAGUAGAGGAGUGUCCAUCAACUUGUUCCUUCAGUUGCUGGCCAUAUUUUGUUGACCAGAUCUUCGCUUCAUUUUAUUUUUCAUUAUUUUAUCAUUUUCAUCGCCGUUGUCAUAUGUGGCUGAAGCACAGGAUUGAUUAUUGUCCUUCUUGAUACUGUCAACAUUCACCUUUCAUUGUUGUUCUGAUUGCAAUUUAUAAUCAAAUAAGUUUAAUUUAUUGAAAUAUAUCUCCACCUUAAACUUGGAGUUUACUGUUUGUUAUUGUGUUUUUGUGAUUUCCAGCGUUUUCUAGGUGUUUAAUAGUCCAAAUCCUACAACUUAAUUGGUUCCGAAAUGCAUUCAUCGAUCAUUGGUUUUGCUUUACUUUUAGUCUUAACCUUUACCGAGGCUAAAGAUCUUAAGUCACUUGAAACAGCGUACUCGUCGCGCUACCCAUUACCGCCACCAGAAUAUGGACAAUCUCAUGGAUCUUACGGAAAACAUGAUUCAUCUUAUGGAGCUCAUGGACACGAUGAUUACGGUACUCAUGAUAAGUAUGGUGACCACAACUCAGGGUCUCAUGGGUUGAAAAAAUACUCUAACUAUGGUUUGAGUAAGGCUGAUGGAGCUCAAAGUGAUGCUUACAAGCGAAAUCAUGGUUUUGGCCUUUAUUCAAGAAAUCGCGGUUAUGGAUAUGAGAAACAUUAUGCUUAUGAUAAAGAGUAUUCAACCAAUAAACAUGGAUCAGAUCAUGCAACUCAAUCUGGUCACCACGGACAUCAUGAUGAACAUGGUCAACAUGAUCUUGCUUCCCACGGAGACUACAAGAAGGAUAAUUAUGGAGUUCAUGAUAAAUAUGGCAAACAUGGACAUGGUAAAUAUGGUCACAAUUCUGAGUCCUAUGGUAAUCAUGGACACAACUAUAAAAGCUUACCCAAACCACAAGUUGCCCCAUACCACCAUUACAGAGGAGGAUAUCAUGGGCAAUCAAAUUAUGAAGCACCAAUUUCAUAUGAAGCAUCUCAUGAGCAACCCUUACGAACCUAUUCGGAUGCCCCAAAAUCUGAGCCUCAAUCAUCUAAAUAUUAUUAGGAAUCGACUGAUUUGAACAAACAAAAUGAUGAGUUGGUCAAAGGUUCCUUCAAGUUUGGUUGAUCCAUAUUUUUGAUCAAAUCCUCAAUUGAUUCAUCAUCUCAACACAUUUAAAAUAUUUUUACAAGCCUGGCCAAUAGACCUUCAUAUAGCCAUAUUCAUUAAAAUAUCAAUAUAUCAGACCAACAAAAAAAGCUAACUCUAAAAUCAACUCUUUCAUUACUAGGACCAAGCCAUGUAAAGACCUUUUCAUUUGUCAUUUUUUGUAACAUCAAGAUUAUUAUCUCUUUAUAUGAUUUAAUUCAGGCUUCGUCAUCAUUCAUUAAAUUUCAUAUCAACUGAA